AUGAAACCGUUUAGCGAAACAUUGUUCGGUCGUUGCUGGGCUAAAUUGACAAGACGACAAGAAUUCAAUUUAAAUAAUGCGGAACGCAGAGAAGAACCCGCCGUGGCCGUAGAACCUAAACCCAAAGGAGAUGAGGCAUUGCCGAUGAAACAUGAUUCCGAUGCUACAAAUGGCGAUGUUGGUCUUCAGAUCGGCCAAAACUAUACCAUGCCGAAGCAGAAAAAUUUGCUAGUACGACGAUUCUAUAUAUUAUCGUGGAUUGGUAGCUAUGAUCGUGAAAAGGCAGUAGCAGAUUUAAUUGCUGGCAUCACCUUGGGUAUGACAAUUAUACCGCAAAGUAUAGCCUAUGCAGCGCUGGCAGGACUCUCAUCGGAAUAUGGUUUAUAUUCGGCAUUUAUAGGUUCAAUUAUUUAUGUAUUCUUCGGAACAAUACCUCAAGUGUCUAUCGGUCCGACAAGUUUAAUGGCUCUCUUAGUGUUGCAGUUCUGUGCGGAUAAACCUGUGGAAUUUGUUAUUGUUUUAGCAUUUAUGGCGGGGCUGUUUGAAUUCCUUAUGGGCGUAUUUCAGUUGGGUUUCAUAGUGAACUUUAUACCAUCGCCUGUAACGAAAGCCUUUACCUCCGGUACAGCUUUAAUUGUGGCCUUAGUUCAAGUGAAAACUCUAUUCGGUGUUCGAAUCAAGGGAAUACCUACACCGGCAGAAUUUUGGAAUAACAUUAAAGUUCCCGAUGCCAUUGUGGGAGUUAUAUGCCUAGUUGUGUUGUUGCUUUUAAGGCAAUUAUCCAGCGUUGAGUUCAAAAAGAAGACCGACUCAACCCGUCGCAUUAAAAAGUUACUGUGGUACAUUAGCAUUUCUCGCAAUGCUUUGGUUGUCUUUACACUGAGUUUUAUUGCGUACCUUUGGAUUCAGAAGAGCUCUUUCGAGGCUAUACCAUUUUCGCUGUCCUCUAAAGUUAGCUCUGGUUUGCCACAAUUUAAACUGCCACCUUUCUCCUUUGAAAGUGGCAAUCGUACUUAUGGAUUUUUGGACAUUUGUUCUGAAUUGGGUAGCGGUCUGGGUGUCGUGCCUAUUGUUGCGGUGCUGGCUAAUGUGGCUAUUGCCAAGGCUUUUGUUAAGGACAGCCAAUUGGAUGCUUCUCAAGAAAUGUUGACAUUGGGCCUGUGCAAUUUGGCUGGUUCGUUCUUUAGUGCCAUGCCCACCUGUGGUGCUUUUACACGUUCUGCUGUCAGUCAGGCUAGUGGUGUGAGAACCCCAAUGGCUGGUAUUUAUACGGGUAUUAUCGUGUUCUCUGCAUUGUCCAUUCUUACACCAUAUUUCCAGUAUAUUCCGAAAUCCUCACUGUCAGCCGUGCUCAUAGCUGCUGUGAUAUUUAUGGUUGAUUUCAGUCCCGUCAAAACCCUUUGGAAGAAUAAUAAAAAAGAUUUCUUCAGCUGGACUGGUUGUCUGUUGGUGUGUUUGAUUGCCGGUGUCGAAGUUGGUCUUCUAUAUGGCAUUUUACUUAAUAUGAUUUUUGUGUUAUUAAGAUUGGGUAAUCCCAAGGUGGAAGUUAAUCUGAAACAGUGUGACACCGUCGCCUAUGUUCAUGUGAAACCAUUGUCAGAUGUUUACUUUUCCGGUGUCGAUUCGAUACGCACCGAAAUACGUUCCGCCUGCAUUUUAUAUCGUUACGAUUUCCCCAUCGUAUUAGAUUGUUCCCGAUUUAUGCUGUUCGAUGCCACGUUCAUUGAAAUGCUCACCGCUGUGGCCAAAGAAAUCGCUGAGCAAAAACAAAUGUUCAUUUUGCAGUCGUUAAGUGAAAAAUAUAAAUCUCUUUUGCCCGCCGAUAAUUCGAAUAUUCAUUAUGCCAUGAAUCCAUUAACAAUGGAUGAUUUUCUGGUGCCGGAGAAAAAAGCCAAUGGAAAUGGUGCAUUAAUGGCUUAA
This is a messenger RNA of Musca vetustissima, 1920 nucleotides long. RefSeq names its product sodium-independent sulfate anion transporter. Gene Ontology annotation, biological process: transmembrane transport. Gene Ontology annotation, molecular function: sulfate transmembrane transporter activity. Bases 1 to 1920 code for a protein of 639 amino acids. Gene Ontology annotation, cellular component: membrane. The record is from RefSeq and is a predicted model, not a curated record. NCBI's taxonomy places the organism in Eukaryota, Metazoa, Arthropoda, Insecta, Diptera, Muscidae. The transcript is spliced from 9 exons.